CUCUUGACCAUGUUGCCAUGUGUUUACCGGCUCCAGCCUCUCCUCGCCUUUGUAUCGUUUGCCUUGCUGACUCAAGGGGAAAACUGUCCAGCCACCUGCCUGUGCCCGGACCAUCACACCGUGGACUGUAGCGGCCGAGGACUUACUCGCCUUCCUGACGAAAUCCCGCUGGACGUUCGCCGGCUGUUGCUUUCUGACAACUGGAUCCCGCAGAUACCCUCUGACUUCCUUGUGCUCUACAGUGACUUGGUGUACCUGGACUUGCGAAACAACUCGCUUUCCCACAUUGAGCCGGGGACCCUCAGCACCUCCUCCAGGCUGGUCUUCCUGGACCUGGGCAGCAACAACCUGACCGAAAUCCCCAAAGGAGCUUUUGGCGAGUCACGGAGCCUGAUCAAGUUGCGUUUGGGCAACAACCCGUACCUGAGCAUGGUCAACGAAGAUGCCUUCAGGGGUUUGACCUCACUGAGAGAACUUGAACUGGAGCGCAAUGCCCUGUCUGGCCUACAGGUGGGGGCACUGAGCCAGUUGCCUUCACUGCGUGUGGUGAGGUUAGAGGGCAAUCCUUGGGUGUGUAAUUGCACCUUUGCUAACCUCUUCACUUGGCUUAUUGAGAACAGUCACAAGCUUCCAAAUGGUAUAGAGAGCAUGGAGUGCUCCUUACCGAUGGACGGCCGUCGCGUGCCUCUCAGUCAGCUCUCCCAGGACAGUUUUCGGGAGUGUCAAGUCACGCUGACCCUCACUGACUUCCUCAUUAUCAUUUUCUCCGGCAUCUCCGUGUCGGUGGCGGCCAUCAUGGCUAGCUUCUUCCUGGCCUCCACCGUCCACUGCUUCCAGCGCUGGAGCAAAGGCACCAAAGGAGAGGACGAGGAGAACGAGGAGUGAAGAGGAACUGUGACUGAAACUCUACUAAAGUUAGGAUAAUCUGAAUGAUCAGCUCUACAGUUAGAGCUGAGAUGCUGGAUAAAGGAAGGAGGAUGUGGCAUCUUUGGUUGAUAAAAGCAACACAACGGUAUUACAAAGAAUGGUUGAUCACCAUUGGACAGGUAUUAUGGAAACUAGCCAUAGUAUUCAAAUUUCUAUGUGCAUUAUUAUGUUUAUCCUGCCAUUCAGUGUUACAAUUCGGUGUCUUUAGUAAAGUAUUUCACUGAAUAAUGAUAACAAUAGUCAAAAUAAAAUUUUAAAUCACCUAAAAAUA
Colossoma macropomum (tambaqui) is the source of this 1198-nucleotide messenger RNA. RefSeq names its product leucine rich repeat containing 38b (gene lrrc38b). Lineage: Eukaryota; Metazoa; Chordata; Actinopteri; Characiformes; Serrasalmidae. The record is from RefSeq and is a predicted model, not a curated record. Bases 10 to 885 code for a protein of 291 amino acids. The transcript has 2 exons. Gene Ontology annotation, cellular component: voltage-gated potassium channel complex. Gene Ontology annotation, molecular function: potassium channel activator activity; transmembrane transporter binding; voltage-gated potassium channel activity.